AUGAAUUUACUACAAAAUAAAUCACCAUCAAUAUCAAAUUCUGAAUCGAAUAGUAUUUCAUCAUCAUCUCAAGCAAUACCUAAUCAACAAGUCCCGAAACUUGAUCAACGUCUUUGGCGUGCGAUAGAUUUUUUACAUAUUACUGAUAUGUUAUUUUCACUUUAUACAGCUAUUAUUGUUGCCAUAUUACGAAAUGAAUUACUUGAACAAUGUCCAUUGUAUGCUAAACUUUAUCUUCGUGAUAAUGCAACACAAUUUUCUACCGAUACAAUUGAUCGACAAAUAACUGAAUGGGGUAAUGUGUAUACAUGUGAAUUUGCAUCAUUUGCUUAUCUUUCUGCCUUUGUUGUUUCAUUUAUUUCACUUUGGGUUCAUAUUGUUUUUCGACGUGUUGUUCGAACAGAACGUUUACUUCGUUUACCUAUUGGAUUAUUAAUAUUAAUAUUUGCUUUAAUAACUUUUUCUGCAACAAUUAUUGUUACUGAUGGUGUUAUUAGAUUUUGUAUAAAUAGUCAAUCGAAUAUUUGUUCAUCAUCAGGUAUAGAUUUAUUUGCACAAUUUAGAUGGAAAAUUAUCAGUUUACCAGUUGGUGGAUGGUUAACUAGCUUAUCGAUAUUAUUAAAUACACUUGUUCGUGGUAUUCAAUUAUUUUCUAAACCAAAAAAAUCACCUGAAACAUUAAAAAAUCUUCUAACUCAAUUAAUGGCACAAAAACGACAACAUAAAAUUGAAAAAGAAGUUAGUGAAUAUGGUUCACAAAUCUCACAACCAAUAAUAAAUAGAAAUCAUUCUGGAUAUCCAACUGAUCAUAUUCAUAAUCGAGAAUUUUCUCCUGAACUUCAACCAUAUUAUCAUCCAUCAAUUCCACAAUAUCGUCAAAUAAAAAAACGUUCUCGAUUUCAACGUAUAUGUUGUCCAUGUUUUGGUCGUCGUCAAAAUCGUUCAUUUGAUAAUCCUUAUCAACCCUAUGUUGUUCCUGAAGAAUAUUUUCAACGAUUAAAUCAUCUUAAACAAAAUGGAAAUGUUCCAUCAAAUUUAUGUCAUCAUCAUUCAAUACAACAUCCUGUUGAACAACAAACACAAACAGAUACAAUUCCUCAACGAAAAAAUAGUGAUGAAUCAAAUGAGACGCCAUUUGUAGGACGACGUCGAAGUUCAGUUCGAUUUGAAGAUGAAACACCAUUAGUUAAAACUUCGAAUGAAACACCAGUAGUUAAAACUUCCAAUGAAAUAUCUAUUCCAAUUAUUAAAGAAGCAAAUGAACAAACAACAAGUCCAAUAGUUGAAAAUAAUCUAGACAGAAAUGUUUCAUUUCGUAAUAAUGAAGAUGAUCUAUGGACAACAGUUACAAUUAAUACACCACAAUCUAUACCUAUUCAAUCAAGUCAUUUCAAUAGAUUAUCCAUAGAGAAUUUAUCUCAUGUCAAUACAUCGAUAUCAAAUAGUGAUAAUGGUGUGACUGCUAUUUAUAUUAAUAGUGAACCUACUGAAUCUCCAUCAUCACAAAUGAUCGAAAAAACUAUUCCACCUCCACCACCACGACCAUUACAAAAAUUUGUUAAAUCUCCAAAAACUCGUUACAAACCACCAGCUCCACAAUUAUCUUUUAAAAUGACACGAAAUCGUCUUAAACCAUUACCACCACCACCACCAUCAUCAUCACGAACUCAUACAGCAUCAAGUGAAGAUGAUAUUGAUUUACGUAAAAUAAAACCCGUUGAAGAAAUAAAUACUUUAGUUGCAAAUAAAUAUAAUUAUGAUGAUGUAUCUCAAGCAUUAAAAUCUAAUGUUGAACGUUUAAAAAGUACAUUUAUUAAUGCACAAGAAAAUCAAACUAUUUAUGAUACACCAAAAAAUAUUCGAUCAACAUUACAACAACAUUCUUCAAGUGAUUGUUAA
Adineta steineri is the source of this 1899-nucleotide messenger RNA. Lineage: Eukaryota; Metazoa; Rotifera; Eurotatoria; Adinetida; Adinetidae. The record is from the annotation of a GenBank genome assembly.